Molecule: messenger RNA, 951 nt
Organism: Grosmannia clavigera kw1407
Lineage: Eukaryota; Fungi; Ascomycota; Sordariomycetes; Ophiostomatales; Ophiostomataceae
Product: sporulation protein
Exons: 2
Coding region: 1-951 (316 amino acids)
Biological process (GO): positive regulation of transcription by RNA polymerase I; positive regulation of DNA-templated transcription, elongation
Cellular component (GO): CTDK-1 complex
Source: RefSeq, a predicted model, not a curated record
AUGGCGGACCCGUUUGAGGUGCGGGUGCGGUUCAGUGCCCAGCUGCAGAACCUGAACGCGUCGGUGACGUCGGCGCGCAAGGCGGCAGCCUAUGCGCUCAAGUACCGGGACCUGGACGAGGACCUGCACUCGUGCAUUCUCGAGCAGCUCGAAAAGACGGCGCUGAAUACGCGGGCCAACAUCAUGUACUUUAUCGAGCACUUUCUGGAGCUGGCCCAGCGGGAAGGCCACAACGAGUACGUGGCGAUGAUCCAGCGCGACAUCAUCCGGGUCGUGGACGCGGUAGCGCCCGAGAGCGGCCAGGGCGCGGCCAACGUCAAGGUGGUCCGGCGGGUGCUGCAGGGGCUGCAGCAGCGCGGCUUCCUGGACGGCCAGGUCGUGACGGAGAUCGAAGAGGUGCUGCGGGAGCGUGAGGCCGACCUGCUGCGAUCGCCGGGCGGCGUUGGCGUCGGGGGACCAAACGACAUGGCCGGCCAUCCGGGCAACGGUGGCGGUGGUCGGGACGAGGACGCCAUGGACGUGGACCCGCAGGACCGGAUGGCGCCGUCGCAGACGAUGCCGUCGGGCGGUGGCGUCGGUGGAGGGCAUGCCGGCGACGGCAGCAACGGAAACGGCCACGUCAAGGGCAACAGCAGCAACAACAUGAUCAUGGCAGGAGGCAGCAUCGUCGGCUUUGGCAGCGCCGUCGCGGCUGAGGGCCCUCGGGGCCUGGACAAGAAACAGAUCGAGGAGCGGAUCGAGGAGGAUCGCGAACGGCAUAAGCGACUGCGCGAGAACAUCUGGGCCGUGCCCGGUGGCACGGACACGGAAAUGUGGAAGAUCUGGGAGGAGACCAGCGAGCUGGGUGAGGACGAUCACGUGAUGGGAGAAGAAGAGCAGGCCGAGCGUAGCCGCAAUCUGCUGACCAGCUGUCGGCAUGGCGAGCCGGUCGUGGCCGACGGACGGCGCUGA